Molecule: messenger RNA, 1194 nt
Organism: Bathycoccus prasinos
Lineage: Eukaryota; Viridiplantae; Chlorophyta; Mamiellophyceae; Mamiellales; Bathycoccaceae
Exons: 1
Coding region: 1-1194 (397 amino acids)
Biological process (GO): tricarboxylic acid cycle; malate metabolic process
Cellular component (GO): mitochondrion; cytoplasm
Molecular function (GO): L-malate dehydrogenase (NAD+) activity
Source: RefSeq, a predicted model, not a curated record
AUGACGAUGAUGAUGACGACGAGUUCAACCGCAUCAUCCGCCGUCGGAAACAAUUCGAUCGCGUGUACUCAUAAAACGCGAAACGUUGUUUCUUCCAGAUCUUCGAUCAAAACGCAACAACACCAACAAAGAAAAGCAAUCUCGAUGAGUAGGAAAGCGACAAAAACUUUGACGAGAAGAUCUCAAACGAGAAGAGGCGCUUCAGUCGUCGUUUACGCGAGUCAAGACGAUGGAUUCAAAGUUGCCGUUUUAGGCGCCGCUGGUGGUAUCGGGCAAUCGCUCUCUUUAUUGCUCAAAAUGAAUCCGAUGAUUUCUGAGUUAGCGCUGUAUGAUGUCGGACAAAUCGUCAAAGGUGUGGCCGUGGACUUGUCUCACUGCAACACCGCGUCCACCGUGAAUGGUUUUUGCGGCAACGAAGAGCUCGGAGAAGCUCUGAAAGGAUGCGAUUUAGUCAUCAUACCGGCGGGCGUGCCUCGUAAACCGGGGAUGACGAGAGACGAUUUAUUCUCCAUUAACGCCGGCAUCGUUCGAGAUUUGACGCAAGGUGUGGCCGAUCACUGCCCGAACGCAGUCGUGGCGAUUAUUUCCAACCCGGUAAAUUCGACCGUGCCGAUCGCGUGCGAAGUGAUGAAGCAAAACGGGAAAUUCGACAAGAGGAAAAUUUUGGGCGUGACGACGUUGGAUAUCGUGAGAUCGGACGAAUUCGUUUCGACUUUGAAAGGUUUGGACGUGAACGACGUGGACGUGCCGGUGAUUGGUGGUCACGCCGGUAUCACCAUCUUGCCGUUGUUGUCGCAAACGUUCCCGCAAACGUCGUUUAGUGAGAAAGAAACGGAAGAUUUGACCAUUCGCAUCCAAAACGCCGGGACGGAAGUCGUCGAAGCUAAAGCCGGUGGCGGUUCGGCAACUUUGUCCAUGGCAUAUGCCGCCGCGCGUAUGGGUGAGGCUAUUUUGAGAGGCUUGAGUGGCGAAUCUGACGUGUACGAGUGCUCGUACGUUUCCUCCGAUAUUGUUCCGGACAUGCCGUUCUUUGCGACCAAGUGCAAGUUGGGCAAAGAAGGCGUCGAAGAAGUGUCGCCGAUUGGCGACAUCACCGCCUACGAACAAGAAUGGUUGGACAAAUUAAAACCAGAGUUGAAAGCGCAAAUCGAUAAAGGAAUUUCCUUCAUCGCCGAUGCCCCGCAAAAGAUUUAA